Messenger RNA from Cinclus cinclus, 2684 nucleotides. RefSeq names its product RNA binding motif protein 43 (gene RBM43). The record is from RefSeq and is a predicted model, not a curated record. The transcript is spliced from 4 exons. The coding region runs from base 29 to 1045 and encodes 338 amino acids. NCBI's taxonomy places the organism in Eukaryota, Metazoa, Chordata, Aves, Passeriformes, Cinclidae. Gene Ontology annotation, molecular function: RNA binding.
UAGAAUCCCGUCCCUUGGAGCAGCGAUCAUGGCCACGGGCCAAGCUGCCAGAUCCACGAGGACAAUUGUCAUUGCUGGUGUCCCAGCUGGCCUCCUGCAGGAUGAUGUCAUGGCUGACAUCCUCACCAUCCACUUCCAAAAGUCCCGGAAUAACGGCGGGGAUGUGGAAGAGGUCACGUAUCCCACACGGAAUAAAGGAGUUGCCUACAUAACCUUUGAGGAUCCAGAAGUUGUGGAGAGUGUUCUGGAGAAGGAUCAGCAUCUCCUGCAGGACAAGAGGCUGCCCAGGCUCUACCCCCUGACCGUGACCCGCUACUGCCAGCAGGCCUUCCUCUGGGUCACAUCCACCCUCAGCAUGGCUGUUUUCAGAGAUCGCUUUGUUUUGGAGGAUUUGGUGGAAGAGAUGAAAAAGCAGAGCCCGGCUUUGGAUUUUGGACCUUUGGAGGCUGACGGGCGAAUCUCUGUGCAAGGAUCCUUUCCAGCACUCACAGGGCUGAGAGAAUUCCUCUUGUUGAAGGCAAAAUGCCUCUCAGAGGAGGACAAAAGAGAGGGAAAAUCCCAUCAGAGACUGAGGAGGAAGGCGCAGGAGCACAGAGGUGCCCUGGAGAUGAGGAAUUCCACUCGGGACGCACACAGGGAUAAACACGUGCUGGUUCUGGACACGGAUAUCUAUCACUACAUGAGGUGCUUCCACCCCGAAGCAUUCCAGGCCAACGAUGUUGUCAUUUCUGGUGUCACCGAGGGUGACAUCACCACGGUGUGCAUUGAGAGUGCUGGCAGGGGUUCCGGUGCUGCCCCCGCGUUAAGGGCCAAGAGGACCAUUGAGGAUUGCUCCGCAGAGCUCCAGCAGCUUUUAUGGAAGGAGAGGAUCUGCUUCCAGGAGCAGGGCAGGGGUGGGAAGCACAGGUACAGGCAGCUCUGCGAGAGGCUGGAGCCCCACUACCCUGGGGUGCUGCUCGUUCCUCACGACACCCACGUGGACGUUAUAGGAACUCCUGCAGAUGUUCUUGGGUUCAUAGAGGAUGUGAGGAAGCACUCCAGGUAGGAGUGAGUGCUCGUGUGGUUUGUUCUUCCCAGCCAGACUGUGCCCGUGCCCCUGUGGCUCCGGGGUGUCGCUUUGUCCCGCUCACAGGCUGGCAGCGCACGCGAGAUGCGUUUUUUUGGGAGAUUAUUUACCCCUCAAAUACCAAGUUAAGGCCUGAACAUGAAACCGACGAUCUCUGCGCUUAAGGAGCAAAGAAUUAAAACAUCUUCUAUCCAGGAAGAAACACAUUUCCCUUUUUAAUACCUCAGUGCGUUCUCAUCCCAACUUGUUGUCAAGGAGUACAUGAUGAGAAAAGAGAUUUUAUUUAUUUAUUUUUAUUAUUUUUUUUUUUUUUUAGCUGGGUGAGUUAACCUUGUGGGAAACAGUGCAGGGAAGUUGUGUGUGAGGUUCUGUGAGGAGGUGACCACAGCAGACAGGAAUGGGAACCUUUACCUGCACGGGGACCUUCUCCCCCUUCAGGUGCACAGGGAAGAGAGCUGGGGCUGGGCACAGCAAAAUGCACGUGGGAUGGACAGGCUUGAGAAAAAAUUCUUCCCUGGAGGAAAUGGACAAGUUUGUUAUCAUAGGAACAAUACAUUUUUUUUUGUUUUGUUUUGUUUUUCCCCAGCUGCAAAGGCCUCCGCAGCAUCUCUUGACAGCACGUUGUUUAGACGUGAAAGUGUGUCCAGAAAUUUGAUGGGAAAAUUUGGGAGCAUUCAGGCUUUGGGAUCAGAUUCUGUUUAUUCAAACCUGUUUCUAUAUCCAUUACAAGGGCACAAAGGGUUUAUUUAAAAAAAAAGAAUAAUUAGAAAAUAGCUUUUAUUUUGUGAUAUGUGUGUGUUUAGAAUAAUUUUUCAAAACAUCCAGAGCACCAGCUCUUCUGGCUGAUGUGCAGGGAAAGUUUUAGGGGUUUAUACCAUUAAAGAAAGGAGUUGUCCAAAAUGUGGUGUCUGUGUUGUUUUAACCAAAUCCCAGGUUUUUGGUUGGAAGCCCAAACCUGAAGCCCAGGAAAUGCUCGAGGCGUUUUCUUGUCAUGACUGAUUAUCCACUGCAACGAUGGCAGGGGAAGGAGCUAAAGCAGAUACUACAAAUGACACAGCAGCAAGCUGAUGGGCUGAAGUGCUUUGCUGAAUAUUUUGGGAUUUCAUCCUUUCUAAGUUCCCCCGUGCUCCUCUGCAGGUUCUCCAAGGGGUCUCAGGGAUGGGAAACUCUGGAGCUGUUUGGGGUCAUCCCCACACAGAUGGGAAGUUUUUCAACCUUGUCAAAGAGAAAAUCCUCUACAAAGGAUAAUCCUUUAAUGAAAUUAAAUUAAUGCUGUUUUCCAGUGUCCACAUUGAGCUCAUCUUUAUUUUUCUGAAGAGCCUUAUUUGUUUUUUUAUUUUUUAUUUUUUAAUUUUUUUUUUCCUGAUUCAGAGCUUUGGUAUUUCCUACUUUCUGGACUGGCAAGCUGGUGGCACUGGUGGCUGUGUGAGCCCUGCCUGCUGGCUGCUGGCUCAGGGUGGUUUUGGAGUCAUUUUUGGCACCAGCACAGCUGGCAGCAGCACUUGAGGUGUCCUUCAGGUCUGGUUUUCUGCCAAACAACUCCUUCUUACCCGACCCCAUUUGCGGUCACAACCUCAAAGCCUUGAAAUCCACAGCUGAAUAAAAUGUUCUUUUGGAA